Messenger RNA from Salvia splendens (bonfire salvia), 639 nucleotides. RefSeq lists its product as uncharacterized. NCBI's taxonomy places the organism in Eukaryota, Viridiplantae, Streptophyta, Magnoliopsida, Lamiales, Lamiaceae. The record is from RefSeq and is a predicted model, not a curated record. The transcript has a single exon. Bases 1 to 639 code for a protein of 212 amino acids. Gene Ontology annotation, biological process: defense response to other organism.
AUGGCUGAGAAGCAGCAAUCAGCAUAUCCGGCCAACGGCUACGUAAGGAGCGGCGACACAGAGGCGGCCGCCGCUCACGACGCCAUGAGAGAGCAGCGCAAGAAGAAACGCAACAAAUGCAUCCUCUACGUCCUCCUCUUCAUUGUCUUCCAAACCGCAAUCAUCACUGUUUUCGCCUUAACAAUUAUGAAAGUCCGAACGCCCAGAUUCCGCAUCCGCGGCGCCGCCAUCACCGAUUUCAACGCCGGCACUGCGGCGAGCCCGUCGCUGCGGGCCACCAUAACUCCCGAAUUCACGGUGAAGAAUGCCAACUUCGGGCGCUACAAAUACAGGAGCACCACCGUCGAAUUCUUCUACAGAGGGACCAGAGUUGGGCAGAUUUCAGUCCCGAACUCGAAAGCCGGGUGGAGAUCGACCAAGAGAUUCAUUCACUCCGCCGUCGAGUUGAAUCUCAGCGGCAGCCCUCAGCUCGCCGAGGAUUUGAGAGCGGGAGUGGUGCCGAUCACGAGCACGGCGAGGAUGGGAGGGAAAGUGGAGCUCAUCUUCAUCAUGAAGAAGAACAAAGCUACCAAUAUGAAUUGCACAAUGGAAAUCGUCACUGCCUCACCGCACACCUUUAGGAACAUCGCCUGCAAAUGA